Hypoxylon fragiforme is the source of this 2252-nucleotide messenger RNA. Its product is annotated as putative alcohol dehydrogenase. The coding region runs from base 560 to 1624 and encodes 354 amino acids. The record is from RefSeq and is a predicted model, not a curated record. The transcript is spliced from 7 exons. Gene Ontology annotation, molecular function: oxidoreductase activity; zinc ion binding. NCBI's taxonomy places the organism in Eukaryota, Fungi, Ascomycota, Sordariomycetes, Xylariales, Hypoxylaceae.
UCCAAAGUGAUAUGAUUUCUCUCCAUCUUGCACGAUUUAGCCUACAUACCUCACCUUGCCUUACUAACCUAGGUACAAUACCUUACCUAUUUCCAUAUGCAGAUUUCAUAGAACUAACCCCCAAAUCAAAAUCCUCAUGACAUCCACAUAACGUACCUAUGUAUAAUAAACUAGGUUAGGUAUUAUACUAUACUAUACCAUAUACGUAAAACCCUCACGCCAACGAACGGAUCUUCGUACGAGAUCUAUCUAUCCAUCUAUCUAUCUUACUACCUACCUACCUACCUAGUACUUCUGUUAUCCCAUCAUUGCCCCACCCCGGAUAUGAUUCCCCGCAUUCUAGAAUGUCGAGAAGGAAAAAUGACUAAAUAACUUAUUAGUCGACCCGAACUCGGCGCGUCCCCGUACAACAUGUAUGUGCAACACCUACCUAGGUAUACAGUAGGUGAAGUGAUAAAGCCGGUAUCUACAGGUUACCAGAAGGACAUAGGACAGCAACGAACCACUGAGAUCUCAUUUGAAAUUGCCGAGGCGUAUUGCACCGUAUCACCGUCCAAAGAUGGAGCUGCCGCUUACGAUGAAUGCCGUUGUGUUCGACGGCCCGUACAAGGUUUCGCUUCAGCAGAGACCGGUGCCUAAACUACAACAUGAUGGAGACAUUGUAGUCAAGGUUAAUACAACAGCUCUCUGUGGAUCCGAACUUCAUGCUUUCCGAGGCCACCAGCCCUCUGACACCGGAUUCAUCAUGGGCCACGAGUUCACCGGUACGGUAGUAGCUGCGGGAAAAGAUGUCCAUUCGGUUCAGGUUGGCGAUAAAGUCGUGUCCCCUUUCACAGUGUCCUGCAUGAACUGCUUCUACUGCAAGAACGGAUACACAUCUCGGUGUGACCAUAGCUUAUUGUUUGGCUCGGAGAAGUUGGAUGGUGCUCAAGCUGAAUAUGUACGCGUACCUCUUGCUGAUGGCACGGUAAUGAAGGCGCCUGCCGAGAUUGAGGACAAUGCCUUGGUCCUUAUGGCGGACAUAUUCCCGACGGGCUUCUUCGGCGCUAGAAAUGCUUUCAACGCCCUUGGGUCGCAAGACCCUUCCGAAGCCACUGUCGUUGUCAUUGGUUGUGGACCGGUUGGGUUGUGUGCAAUAGUCUCGGCCCUUGAGUACAAGCCAAAACAUCUAUUUGCCAUUGAUAGUGUUGACAGUCGCCUCGAGCUAGCAAGAAGCCUCGGUGCGGAACCUCUUAACUUUAUCACAGGUAAAGAGACUAUGAUUCCUCGAAUAAAAGAAGUUACAGACGGGCGAGGGGCCGAUGCAGUUAUUGAAGUAGUUGGUUUCAGCCCUGCCCUGAGGACUGCGUUUGAUGUGAUAAGACCUUUUGGCUUCAUAAGCAGCAUCGGCGUCCACAACGCCGAGAUCCCUUUUAGUGGCGAUGAUGGGUAUAACAAAAAUGUAAGGUUACAAAUGGGGAGGUGCCCGGUCCGGUCGAUUUUUGCCGACGCACUCAAAGUCCUAGCUAAGAACCAACAUCGGUUCGGAUUCAUGUUCGAGAAAAUCAUGCCUCUUUCUGGGGCUGUAACGGGAUAUGACUUAUUUGACAAGAUGAAAGUCCAAAAGGUCGUCUUCAAGCCGUAGCUGGAUGAUGAGGGGACAUAUUAGUUCUGACGAGGUUUGACAAUGCCAUCAUGCAUAAAGUAAUAAACGAUAGUGGAAUCGUCAUGUAUCGUAGCUAGCAAAACCCUCUUGGCUCGAUCUGGAGAUGUUGAGGCCUGUGGUGGCAUAGAAUCGAAAACACUUGCAAACGACCUGAGAGUCCAUUUUUCAGCUAGAUGAGUCGGUAACACCCAUUCGACUAAAGGCGCUUCUGUAACAUUAUCUUUAGGUUUCUGAUGGGACUUGAGCAUCUCGAUUUGGUCGUCUGGAUGUAAAUAGAGCUGAUGUGGAGGCAAGCCGGAGAUCAGUGGCCUGGGCAAAAGUGAAUUGUCCACGGGGGAAUGAGUUAUGAUUUGUAAGUCUGUCCAGUCAUGUUGGUAUCGAAGAUUGUCAAGCACUGAAGCUGCAAGAUGUUCAGCUAAUGUCUUCUCUGCCAUUAUGAUAAGUUUUUUUUUCUUUUUUUACAAUCUUUCUCUGUCGUUUUUUCCCUUUCCUGUUAUAUUUCUGCAACUAGCUGCUUUUUUACGUAUCGAGUGUCAUAAAAGUGAGAACCUUUUUGGCAAAAUACCUAAGGUUACUAGCAACAGAAUUAUGAGCGGUGUAAAGCGGC